UUCCCCCUCCGGCUCCCGCUGCGAGCGCCUCGGUGCCGUGCAGUCAGCAGGGGGCAUGCACAUAUAGUUAUAAUAAUAAUAAAAAGAAUGCAUUUCAGGAAAACCAGCUAAGACGAGCCUCCAUCGCUUCGCCCGCCCGCUCCGCAAACGCAAACACGGCUGCGGCGGUGAUGGAGCAGCGAGCUUAGCUUCAUGUGUCCGGCGGGACUGCCCCUGGCUUUUUUUCUGGGGAAGAUCAUAUUGGAUCAUAUUGUUUGCAGGACGUUGUUCCUCCUGCAGCCCCCCCAGUCUAUCCCGACGUAGUUGUGAAUUGAACAUGGCGACUGUACCAGUGUAUUGCAUCUGCAGAUUACCUUACGACGUGACCCAGUUUAUGAUCGAGUGCGAUGCUUGCAAGGACUGGUUUCACGGCAGCUGUGUUGGGGUGGAUGAAGACGAUGCUCCGGACAUCGACAUCUAUCACUGCCCAAACUGUGAGAAGACCCACGGCAAAUCCACAUUGAAAAAGAAAAAGAACUGGAGCAAACACGACACGGGGCAAAGCACAGACAUCCGGGCGGUUCAGAACGGCAGCCAGGUUUUCAUCAAGGAGCUGCGCAGCCGAACGUUCCCCAGCGCUGACGACAUCGUGGUGAAACUGAGCAGCAGUCAACUGACCCUGGACUACCUGGAGGAGAACGGCUUCAACGAACCCAUCCUGGUUCAGAAGAAGGACGGUCUGGGCAUGUCCAUGCCUCCCCCAACCUUCUACAUCAGUGAUGUGGAGAAAUACGUUGGUCCAGACGUCCCCGUGGACGUGGUGGACGUCACCAAACAGACCGACAGCCAGAUGAAGCUCAAAGAGUUUGUUGACUAUUACUACAGCACAAACAGGAAGAAGGUUUUGAACGUCAUCAACCUCGAGUUCUCAGACACCAGAAUGAGCUCUGUAGUGGAGAGCCCUCAGAUUGUACGGCGGCUGUCCUGGGUAGAAAACUACUGGCCCGACGACGCCCUGCUGGGGAAGCCGAAGGUCACCAAAUACUGCCUCAUCUGCGUGAAAGACAGCUACACCGACUUCCACAUCGAAUGUGGCGGCGCCUCGGUGUGGUACCACGUCCUGAAGGGAGAGAAGAUCUUCUUCCUCAUCAAGCCCACCUCGGCCAACCUGUCUCUGUACGAGCGCUGGAGGUCGUCGUCCAAUCACGGAGAGAUGUUCUUCGCCGACCAGGUGGACAAGUGUUACAAAUGCACCCUGAAGCAAGGCCAGACGCUGUUUGUCCCGUCAGGAUGGAUCAACGCAGUGCUGACUCCAGUCGACUGCCUGGCUUUCUCCGGACACUUCGUCCACAACCUGAGUGUGGAGAUGCAGAUGAGAGCGUAUGAAAUUGAGAAGAGGUUGAAGGUCAAGACUCUCACCCCGUUCCCCAACUUUGAGACGGCGUGCUGGUAUGUGGGGCGCCACUUAUUGGAGCGGUUCAAAGGUUUACACAAAGCCAAUAAGCAGCCAGCUCCAUACCUGAUACACGGUGCCAAAAUCAUCAACGGAGCCUUCAGAGCGUGGACUAAAAAGCAGGCUCUCCUGGAACACGAAGAUGAGCUACCAGAGAACAUGAAACCUUCCCAGCUCAUCAAGGACCUCGCCAAAGAGAUCAGGCUGUCAGAGAACGCAACAAAAGCCAUUAAGAGCGAGCCGAGCAUCAAGGCACCCGUGGAGGAACCAGCAUUUACCCACUCCGAGCCCGACGAGCCCGUUUCCCCGGCAACUAUCCCGUCUCCCAGCAGAGAAAAACCCAAGAAAAAAGCCCCCAAAUCCCAGAAGCCUCCAAAGGCGCCGAAGGCCCCCAAACCCCCGAAGGUGAAAGACGGGGAGAAGAAGAAAGUGAAAAAGAUAAAGGAGUUGUCGCCGCCUCCGAAGCCUUCCAGCUUUGCCGCCCUCGAGUCUCACGCCAAGGAGAUCUUGAGUCAAAUGGACCAGCAAAAGAAGCCAAGGGUUGUUAAAAAUGUCCUGAGUGUGUCCGAGAAGGAAACGUCAAAGCAGAACAACAUGGACAAGUUCGAAAUCAGAGAGCAAAACAAAAACAAGACAGAAGCCAAAUGGAAGUACAAGAACAGUAAGCCGGAUUCCUUGCUGAAAAUGGAGGAGGAGUGCAAGUUUGACAGAAUACCGCUGUCAGGCAAUAAAGACAGAUUCAGCUUUACUAUGUCUCACAGGAAACUAGCCAGCUCCAAGACGCUGAAACCUCAGACCAACUCAAGUAUUUUCGGAUCGUUACAAAACCUAAAAGAGGACAAAACCAAGCCAGUGAGAGACGAGUAUGAGUACGUCUCGGAUGAGGGCGAGCUGAAGAUAGAUGAGUUCCCCAUCAGGCGGAAAAAGAACACCGUUAAGAGAGAUCUUUCCUUUUUAUCGGACAUCAGAGAACCCCUUCAGCUGGCCAAAAAGGCGAAGUCCCAACCCUUAGUGACUAAGCAGAGCGUGGACUCCUCAGACGAAGAGACCCUGCACAUAGACACGGAGGCCAAGCCUGAGGUCAAGAGUCGCAACUCCAAGGUGAAGAAGAAGAGCGGAAGUGCCGCAGGGAUCCUGGACCUGCUGCAGGCCAGCAAACAAGUGGGCGGGAUCGACUACAACACCAACAGCCAGCCGCCUGCGUCUCCCAGCACACAGGAGGCCAUCCAGGGCAUGCUGUCCAUGGCCAACCUGUCCUCCUCGGAGACCCUGGAGCAGCCGUGGAGCAACAGCCAGUCGAAGAGCAACUCGCACGGCUCGCAGGCGUACAAGAAGAGUGGCGCGGGAGCCGGCGGGAGCAGCAACAACAAGCGGCCCACCAAGAGGCUCCCGAAGAAACCCCGAAAAAGCAGCAGCAUCGAGAGCCUGGACUACGACGACGACGAGCAGGAUCACAUGGAUGCGUGUUUCAAGGAUUCAGACUAUGUUUACCCAUCGUUGGAGUCUGAAGAGGACAAUCCCGUUUUCAAAUCGAGAUCCAAAAAGCGGAAAAGCAGCGACGACACUCCGUACAGCCCGACAGCGCGGGUCGGACCCUCGGUUCCUCGGCACGAGCGACCGGCGAGAGAAGGUGCCCGCGUGGCUUCCAUCGAAACGGGGCUGGCUGCCGCCGCAGCCAAGCUGUCUCACCAGGAGGAGCAGCAGAGAACCAAGAAGAAAAAGAAAAGCGGCAAGAAGAAGAGCGCAGCGGUGGAGGAGCCGCCAAAACACUCUCAGGACAGCAGCUCCCCGGACCACAACGCCGACUCGCAGGACGGCAGCCUGACCGACCACGAGUUCACCACCGGCACCGCCAAGUCCCCGGGCGGGCCGCAGCCCAUGGCGCCGGGGAUCUUCCUCAGCCAGAGGCGGCCGUCCGUGUCCUCCCCCAACAACAGCACCAACUCCACAAGUACCAACAGCAGCAGCGCCGCCAGGGCGGACCGACUGGGCCCCGCAGACGCCAAAGCGAAGCGACUAAAGAAAGGCAUGGCGACGGCCAAACAGAGACUGGGAAAGAUCCUAAAGAUCCAUCGAAACGGAAAGCUCCUCCUGUAGCACGCAGCAGCAGGCCGUUGAUGGACUGGGCCGGUUGACCGACUGGGCCCCGUCCCAGACUCGCAACCUGCUCGCUGACAAAAAGCCAACAAGAGGAGAAUUA
This is a messenger RNA of Poecilia latipinna (sailfin molly), 3632 nucleotides long. RefSeq names its product PHD finger protein 2 (gene phf2). The coding region runs from base 317 to 3529 and encodes 1070 amino acids. The transcript is spliced from 22 exons. The record is from RefSeq and is a predicted model, not a curated record. Lineage: Eukaryota; Metazoa; Chordata; Actinopteri; Cyprinodontiformes; Poeciliidae.